UUCCCGUUCCCAAACCUGAGCUGAUCGCCCGGCUGGAACGAGGGGAAGAGCCCUGGGUGCCCGACCUCCAGGCCGCGAAGGGAAGAGAGAUCCUGAGAGGCACCCGCACAGGUGAUGGGACAGCCAGUGAGAAUGAAGAGGCGAAUCAACAGCAGGAGGUUCCUGCGAAAAUGGAAACUCAGGUGACCUUUGUGGGAAGAGCUGAAGAGAAUGUUUCCCAGUGCCUGGAACAGGAAAAAGCCUGGGGAAACUGGCCCAGACCGGAGAGGCUGCUGGGAAACCAUCCAAGUGAGCAAAUGGAUAAAUCUGUAAAAUGUGGGGAAGGACACAAGGAUCCCACAGCCCAGCAGACAAACCUCAAGGAAGAGAAACACCAGGAAUGGCUCGGUUCUGGGAAGGGAUUUCUUGUGAGCCCAGAGCGUAUUACAGUGCAGACAGUAGGUGCUGGAGAGAAACCCCUUCAAUGCUUGGACCAUGGGGCAAGCGUAAAUAACAGCUCAGAGCUUAAUACUGACAGGGGAAGCCAAAUGGGAGAGAGAGGCUCUCAGUGCCAUCAGAGAGGGAACUCUCUGCAUUGGAAUUCAGCCCUGAGGACACACGAGACGAGCUGCUCAGGAGAAAGACCCCAUAAGCGUGUAGAGUGUGGGAAAUGUUUCAAAGGGAGGUCAGCUCUGAUUAAACAUCAAGCCGUCCACCCAGGUGACAGUCCCCAUAAGACUUCAGAUUGUGGAAAGAGUUUCCUGCAGAGCUCGAUACACCUUAAACCUCAAGCAAUGCACCCUGGAGAAAGACCCUAUCAAUGCUUAAACUGUGAGAAAAGUUUCAAAUGGAAGUCAGGCCUCGUUUCACAUCAGAAAAUCCACACGGGAGAGAGACCCCAUCAGUGCUUAGACUGUGGGAAAAGUUUCAAAUGGAAGUCAGAUCUUGUUUCACAUCAGAAAGUCCACACAGGAGAGAGACCCCACCAGUGCUUAAUCUGUGGAAAAAGUUUAAAAUCGAGCUCAUCUCUUGGAUUACAUCUGAAAAUCCAUACAGGGGACAGACCUCAUAAGUGCUUAGACUGUGAGAAAAGUUUCAUACAGAGGUCCGACCUCAUUAAACAUCAGGCCAUCCACACAGGAGAGAAAUCCCAUAAAUGCUUGGAGUGUGGGAAAGGUUUCACAGAGAGGUCAUCUCUUCUCACUCAUCAGGCAGUCCACACUGGAGACAAACCCUAUCAGUGCUUCGAGUGUGGAAAAGGUUUCAUAUGGAAGACAUCUCUUGUUUCACAUCAGGUAAUCCACACAGGAGAGAAACGCCAUAAGUGCUUAGACUGUGGGAAGAGGUUCACAUUGAGGUGUGAACUUGUUGAACAUCAGGCAGUCCACACAGGAGAGAGACCUCAUAAGUGCUUGGAGUGUGGAAGAGGUUUCAUACGGAAGAUUGAUCUUGUUAAACAUCAGACAAGUCAUACAGGAGAGAGACCCCAUAAGUGCUCAGAGUGUGGAAAAGCUUUCAGAUGGAGAUUUGCCCUUGUGAACCAUCAGGCAGUUCAUACAGGAGAGAGACCCCAUAAGUGCUUGGAGUGUGGAAAAAGUUUCAUACAGAGGACUGACCUUGUUAAACAUCAGGCAAGUCAUACAGGAGAGAGACCCCAUCGAUGCUUAGACUGUGGAAAAACAUUCAUACAGAGGUCUCACCUCAAUCAGCAUGUGGCAGUCCACACAGGGCAAAGACCCCACAAGUGCUUAGACUGUGGGAAAAGUUUCGUUAGGAAGUCAGACCUUGUUGUACAUCAGAAAAUCCAUACUGGGGAGAGACCCCAUCAUUGCUUAGAGUGUGGGAAAAGUUUCAUACGACGGUCAGAUCUCCUUAACCAUCAGUUAAUACACACACGAGACAGAAACGAUGAGUGUUAAGCCAUGGAAAAUCUUUCACAUAGAGGUCUGAUGUUCUUAAACAACAGGCAAUGCACACAGGAGUGACACCUCAAAAGUGCUUUUACAGUGGAAAAAAAUGUCAUAUGGAUGUUAGCCUUGGUUUCAUAUCAGAAAAUCUACACAGGAGAAAGAUCCCAUAAGAGCGCCAACUGGGUAAGUUUCAUGUAGCUUCUUGGUCAUCAGGCCAUCCACACAGAGGAGUCCUCAUCCGUGCUUAAUUUGUGCACCAAGUUUCAUUUUGAAGUCAGCGUUUUGUAAACAUCAAGCACUCCACAGAGAAGGGCGACCCCAUUGGUUUUUGGAAUGUGGGAUGUGUUUCACAGGAAGAUGAAAUUUUAUAACUCAGAUGAUCCACAGAGGAGAGAGACCCCAUGAGUGAUCAGAGUGUGACGGAAGUUUGAUAUGGAGGUCAAGUUAUCCUAAGCAUCAGGAAUCCAUCCAGAAGGGAAAUCCCAUCUGUGGUUGGACUGUGGGAAAAGUGAGGCUAUUAUAAGGUGGGUACAUAACUGGCAGGAUAACCAUUCUCAGACUAUAGUUAUUAACGAUUCACGGUCAUACUGGAAGGGCAUAACAAGUGGGGUUCCACAGGGGUCUGUUUUGGCACCAGUUCUGCUCAAUAUUUUCAUCAACAAUUUAGAUGAUGGCAUAGAGAGGAC
This is a messenger RNA of Pelodiscus sinensis (Chinese soft-shelled turtle), 2575 nucleotides long. The record is from RefSeq and is a predicted model, not a curated record. Lineage: Eukaryota; Metazoa; Chordata; Testudines; Trionychidae.